CUCCUACUACCAAAGAAAAAAUCAACAUAGGAAUUUAAUUCAAACAAAUGGUUAUUCUGUUGAAUUUCACUUUAAAAAGAAAUCCAAAAAAUCAGGGAAGAAUACUACUACUGAUGAAUUGACUCCUAUGGAUUUUGCUGUAGAUGUCAAAAACAACAAUGCACUUAUUUGGGCUAUAAAUCCUCGACAAACUGAUAUUUUCACUGCUGUUGACUCUAGUACUUCUGACAAGAAGAAAAGGAUCCCUAUUGCUCCCAAAGAUAACCAGAUCACCGACUUAUCUAAGAAAAGAAUUAUUGCCUUUGGUAAUGCUAAAUUUGGUAGCUCUGUGAAAGGAAAAUUUCCUGCUCCUACUAGACGGAUAACGGAUGCAAUUAAGAAAAUGUCUAAAGAAUUGAAAGGAAAUACUUUUAUCUAUAUUGAUGAAUAUUUGACUAGUCAAACAUACUUAACUAAUAUUACUACAUCCAAAUCGAAGAGUAAACUUCAUGUUGUACUCAAGUGUAACUCUUGCAGUAUGCAAAAAGCUUUAUAA
Cokeromyces recurvatus is the source of this 535-nucleotide messenger RNA. RefSeq lists its product as uncharacterized. Lineage: Eukaryota; Fungi; Mucoromycota; Mucoromycetes; Mucorales; Mucoraceae. The record is from RefSeq and is a predicted model, not a curated record. Bases 128 to 535 code for a protein of 135 amino acids. The transcript has 4 exons.